Messenger RNA from Dalotia coriaria, 879 nucleotides. It is a transcript of the gene Fcp3C, whose product is annotated as Follicle cell protein 3C. The transcript has 2 exons. Lineage: Eukaryota; Metazoa; Arthropoda; Insecta; Coleoptera; Staphylinidae. The record is from RefSeq and is a predicted model, not a curated record. The coding region runs from base 334 to 825 and encodes 163 amino acids.
AUGCAAAAUUUUUGCUCCAACGUGCAAUGUGAAUGUGAAUGCGUUCGCCGAAUAAAUUCGUCCACAAAAUGCGCGCAAUAAUAAUUUCCAUUAGUUUUUACGAUUUCUGCCGUUUCGGCAAGAAAACCAGUAGUCGCCAGCACAUUUUAUUUAUUGCAAUUGCUUUUGGCGAAGUCUUGUCUACCUCACCCGCCGACCUGCGCAUAACAAUAACCCGGCAAGUUAUCAGUGUGCAACCGGACGCAGAGCGCGUAAGCCACCGAAGAUACCCGUCGACGAUAGCCGCAUUUUAAGUGCCCCACAACGAAACCCAACCAAGUUAUUAAAUCCAUCAUGCACGUCCGCGCCGGCACGAAAUUCGGCUUAUGUUUAUUAUUAUUAGCCCUUGUGGUAAUCGGCGUGCACGGCAAAGAAGAGCACAAGACGAAUAAAUCGCACGCGCAUGAAGACGAGAAGAAGAACGUUGAGGCGAAAUCAACGACGCCAGUGCCCUGCACGUGCGGCAUCUUCCUCUCCGGCCAGUUUAAGAAAGGUUCCAAAGCUGCCCCCAAGGGCGAACCGGUCAUCACCGAGGAGCAGGAUGCGCACUUCGCGCACAACUCGAUCGGACAGCGGCAAUGCGCCAACAAAUGCAUCGAGAGCAUAAUUAAGUAUUUGCCGAAGAGCGCCGACAUCAUUUGCUCGACGAUCGACCGCGACUGCCACAAGGAGAAAGCCUACUUGUUCACCAAGAACUACAACGACAAGUGGAUCAACAGUAACAUGUCCGCCGGAAGAGCCUUCUGUUGCAAAGAUAACAAACCCUACAAAUGUCCAAUGAUUUAAAUCUUUUAUAAAUGUUGUAGAAGCGGAAAUAAAAAAUAAAACUCAAGUGAUCGA